AUGACGGGCUCGGUCAAAGACAUGAUCCGCUCCGUCCGGAGCUGCAAGACGCCCGCGGAAGAGCGGGCGGUCAUUGCGCGCGAGUGUGCGGACAUCCGUAGCGCGCUGAGCAGCAGCUCGUCGUCGGAGCGGCGGAAGAACAUCGCCAAACUGCUGCUGAUACACCUCCUGGGCCACUCGACCAACUUCGGCCAGGUGGAGUGCAUAAAACUGGUCGCCUCCAACAAGUUCAUCGACAAGCGGAUGGGCUACCUCGCGCUGAGCCUGCUGCUCACCGAGGACACGGACGUGCUGACGCUGGCCAUCAACUCCAUCAAGAUGGACCUCAACGGCACCAACCCCUACGCCGCGGAGGCCGCGCUGACGGCGCUGUCGAACAUCGGCAGCCGGGAGAUGUUCCAGGAGCUGUUCUACGACCUGGAGCGGCUGAUGAAGUCGCCCGCGGUCAACGUGCGCAAGAAGGCGGUGGUGUGCGCGGCGCGCAUGCUCAGGAAGCUGGGACAGGCCAGCCUCAUACCAGGCCCGGAGGCGCUGGAGGUGGCCACCAACUACGUGCACGUGGUGCCAACGCUGCUCGGCGACCCUAACCACGGCGUGGUCACGGCGGCGCUCUCCAUUCUCUCGGUGCUGAUCGACUACUUCCCCCAGUGCUGCAACUUCCCCUCGAUAUACGAGCUGCUCGUCAAGACCCUGCACCUGCUCUGCAACGAGAGCACCGGGGGCUUCGGGAUGAUGUUCGGCGGCGGCAGGGAGUACGAGGUCAACGGGGUCAACGACCCGUUCCUCAAGGUGAAGCUGCUCGCGCUGAUCAGGCGCGUCUUCGCCAAGUCCCGCGACCAGGUCCCCGGCAACCAGCAGCUCUACGACAUCGUCGUGCAGGUCGUGAAAACGGCCACCAUCUCGAACAACGCGUCCAACUCGUUGCUCUACGAGUGCGUGCGGACCAUCUACAGCGAGGUCCACGACCCCAAGUUCAACCAGCUGGGCAAGGACGUGGUGGAGAAGUUCAUCUCCACCAACGACAACAACGUCAAGUACAUCGCGCUGGGCAUCCUGAACAACCUCGUUGACGUCUCGCUGACGGUCGGCGACAACUACUGGACGAUCAUCGUCCAGUCGCUCCGCCAGCCGGACAUAUCGAUCCGCCGCCGCGCCCUCGAGGUCGCGCUUAAGCUCCUCUCGCGGGAGACGCUGAAGCCGCUGAUGCAGCACCUGUACGACUUCCUGAUCGCCUCCAGCAACGACCUCAAGCGCGAGAGCAUAACGAAGAUCGCGGCCGCGCUGGAGCAACACGCGGAGUCCGACUUCCAACGACUAGAGAUCAUGGUCAAGAUCUUUUCAAUCGCCGGCAACUGCGUGCCGGACACCAUACUACACUCAUUUAUCGCAGCGGUGGGAGCCGCGACGGCUGACACGCAAAUCCGUAUCACGACCAAGCUUUACUACCUCCUCUCCAACAACCUGGGGCAGGACGCGCUGGUGCGUGCGGCGCUCUGGUGCUUCGGCGAGUACGCGCACAUGCUGCCUGAGCUGGAGAAGGUCGACGUGACGCCAACGUCCUCUGUGAGGCCGACAACGGACGCCCCUGCAGAGGUCAGCCAGCCCGUCAGUGACAACCUCAUCGACGUGUUCGACAGCUCCCCCGUGACCGAGCCGGUCAAGGUCGCCUCGGACCCGUUGGCGAUCGGUGAGGAGUGUGCCAGCACCGCGGCGAACAUAGCCUCGGCGGUGGAAGCGGUUGGGAAACAUGUGCUCACGUGCUCGGCGACGGCCACCGAGUCCUGCACCAACGGGGAGUACCUGCUCACGUGCGCCGCAUGGCUGGUCUGCCGGCUGCCCUCGCAGAGCGAACGGAUGGUCCGCCUGAUCCGCAAGUUCAAGAGGCACCCCAACACCGAGCUGCAGCAGCGGGCGUGCGAAAUGGACGUUAUCCGUGAGCUCGGCGCCCUGCCGGUGCUGCUGGGCAUCGGGGGCGGCAAGAUGCCGGACACGCUCUGCACGCCCGCCGCGGGGGCGGCCACCACGGCCUCGGAGCUGCUGCUGCCGCGCGAGGCGAUCCAGCCACGCGCCGCCAACGACGACCUGCUGGGCCUCACGGAGCUGCCGUCGCCCAAAACGCAAUCUAAGAACCAGCUGGAGACGCUGGACUUUUUAUCAUUCGAGUACAACACGAGCUCUGAGAAGACUACCAAGGCUAACGAUGAGUUCGGGCAGUUCGACCCGUUCUGA
Babesia bigemina is the source of this 2229-nucleotide messenger RNA. RefSeq names its product adaptin N terminal region family protein, putative. NCBI's taxonomy places the organism in Eukaryota, Apicomplexa, Aconoidasida, Piroplasmida, Babesiidae. The record is from RefSeq and is a predicted model, not a curated record. Gene Ontology annotation, cellular component: Golgi apparatus; AP-1 adaptor complex; membrane coat. The transcript has a single exon. Gene Ontology annotation, molecular function: clathrin-cargo adaptor activity. Gene Ontology annotation, biological process: intracellular protein transport; Golgi to vacuole transport; receptor-mediated endocytosis. The coding region runs from base 1 to 2229 and encodes 742 amino acids.